AUGAUUGAUCCACCUAUUCCAGAAUUUACAAAUAUUGAUGAUGUAAUCAAAGAAAUUUCAACAAACGGAAAGCCUGUUAAUAUCAUUCUCCUUGGUACAAUAUGGUCUCCGCUUUGCAGAUAUACUUUUUAUGCAUUGAAACAAGCAAUGACAGCAAUCGAAAAUCCUGACAAGGUUAAAGCAUUUUAUGUCGAUCAGGAUGCAAGUGUCCAAUUUUGCUUUACAGAAGGAAUUCCAAUAGGUUUCCCAACAUUGAUAGUUUUUUCAACUCCAAAUCCUGAUCAAAUAGAGGAUGAUGAAGAAGCAAAACCAUAUUUCAUUUACUUUGUUCCUGAAGGGCAAGUUUACGAUCAAACAAAGUCAGAUCAAUUAAAAGGUCGUUUAAUUCGCCAGCUUAAUCAAAAACAACUUAUGCAAAUUAUCAGUGAAGCAAUUGAAGUUUAUGAAGGAAAGAAAUUCGCAAUUAAUAGCCCUUUAUAA
This is a messenger RNA of Trichomonas vaginalis G3, 480 nucleotides long. RefSeq names its product thioredoxin-like family. The coding region runs from base 1 to 480 and encodes 159 amino acids. The record is from RefSeq and is a predicted model, not a curated record. Lineage: Eukaryota; Parabasalia; Trichomonadida; Trichomonadidae. The transcript has a single exon.